CCUUGCAGUGUCAGCUUAUCCUAAACCCAUAAACCCUAUCAACCGCAACAAUGCACCGAAACCAUAACAACUGAAUAAACCACAACUCUUCCAUUUCCAUUUCAAUGGCAAUUCCCACUUUAAAGCUAGCAUGCAAAUCCAAUCUUCAUCUUCGCCCUCUCCCAUUCCAAUGUGUCCGCAAGGUUGUGCCAAAAUCCGUACCUUGUGUUGAACCAGUGGAAUGUAAUAGAGACUUGAAUCGAAAACAAGUAAAUAAGAAGAUACCGGCAUGGAAGAAGUUUAAUUCCAAAGAGCUUGGGUUUCGAAAUUCUAUGAUAGCUAGUCCAAUUAAAAAGGUUCUCAACGCGUUGAAGAAAAAGGGGUAUAAUGUUUACCUUGUAGGAGGCUGUGUACGGGACCUGAUAUUAAUGCAAACGCCAAAAGAUUUUGAUAUUAUAACUUCAGCAGAUCUUAAAGAGGUGAUGAGAACGUUUUCAUGGUGUGAAAUAGUUGGUAAAAGGUUCCCAAUAUGUCAUGUUCAUAUAGAUGGUAUAAUCAUUGAGGUUUCAAGUUUUAACACUGCCGCUAGACGCAAGCCUGGUAGACACCUCGCUCAUGAUAUUGAGGCACCUGAGGGAUGUGACAAGGAGGACUAUCUUCGUUGGAGGAAUUGUUUGAACAGAGAUUUUACAAUUAACGGGUUUAUGUUUGAUCCAUUUGCAAAAAUUGUAUAUGAUUACACGGGAGGAAUGGAAGAUAUUAUAAAAGCGAAAGUCCGAACCAUAGUUCCAGCAGCUACUUCUUUUCAGGAAGACUGUGCUCGCAUUCUUCGUGCAAUCAGAAUUACUGCUCGCUUGGGGUUUAGUAUUUCAAGUGAAACUGCUCGUUCUAUUAAAAAUCUUUCAUAUUCAGUAUUAAGACUUGAUAAGGGUAGGCUUCUGAUGGAAAUGAAUUAUAUGCUAGCAUAUGGGUCUGGUGAAGCUUCUUUAAGGUUAUUAUGGAAAUAUGGACUUCUAGAUAUUCUUCUUCCCUUUCAGGCUCUUUAUUUUGUUCGUCAUGGAUUUCGGAGACGGGACAAAAGAAUGAAUAUGCUUUUGUCUUUCUUCUUCUAUUUGGAUAAACUUUUGGCACCUAACCGUCCGUGUCAUAGCUGCUUAUGGGUUGGUAUCCUUGCAUUGCAUAAAUCUUUGAGUGAUGAACCAAGGAAUCCCUUGGUGAUUGCUGCAUUUAGCCUUGCAGUUCAUAAUGGUGGAAACUUGUUGGAAGCGAUAGACAUAGCUAGGAGGAUCAACAAACCUCAUGAUAUCAGAUUUCCUGAAUUAUCAGAUCCCUACGAUCUAAAUCCAAAGGCUAUGGAAAAUGAGAUUUUAGAUCUUGCAGAGUCUGUUAAAGUGUCAUUGUUGCAGAUGACAUCUAGACACUCGGUAGCUCGAGCUAUGGCUGACUAUCCUCAAGCCCCUCAGUCAGAUAUGGUUUUCAUCCCUUUAGGAUUGUACCUAAAGGCUCUAAGCAUUUUUGACUGUCUGAAAGCAAGUGGUUAUAAGAAGUUCUCGUUCAAGAAAGGCAGAAAAAUUGAUUAUGAAUCCUUAGCUCAUGGUGACCUGCUAGAAACACGGCACGUGUUUGCAAGGAUUGUAUUUGAGACUGUAUAUCCAUUAAGCAUUGGUCAGUCCUAAAUGACAAUUAGAUUUUCAGGACAUUAGUUUGAAGUUUUAUGAGACAUUGGGAGAAAAUUGAUGCCGGGGUAAACAUUCAAUGGAACGUCUAGUCGGAUCAAAAUUGGAACAGAAGUGCUGUGAAGGUCAGAUUCCAGCAUCUGGCGUUUGAGUCGUAUGUGCAGAAAUUAUCACCAACUGGCAUGGGUAGUAGUGACAACUUCUGGACGGGACUUAUCUUGCUAUUCAAGGAACUUAAAGAGUACAUAGUCUGCCGGAAAAAUCAUAAGAGGAAAACCCGUCCAUCUCCCGAAGUUAAUGUAUUUAUUUUAUGUUCCAAUUUAUUUAUUUUAGUAAUUGAAUAAUUCUUUUGUCAAGUAUGAAACUUCCAUAUUGUUCUUACAGUGUUAUGCAAACGUUAUACCACUAAAAUUUAACAUUAAUGUUGUAUGUACAACAAAUUCAGA
Vicia villosa (hairy vetch) is the source of this 2101-nucleotide messenger RNA. RefSeq lists its product as uncharacterized. Lineage: Eukaryota; Viridiplantae; Streptophyta; Magnoliopsida; Fabales; Fabaceae. The transcript is spliced from 14 exons. Bases 105 to 1655 code for a protein of 516 amino acids. Gene Ontology annotation, biological process: RNA processing. The record is from RefSeq and is a predicted model, not a curated record. Gene Ontology annotation, molecular function: nucleotidyltransferase activity; RNA binding.